This is a messenger RNA of Gossypium raimondii (Peruvian cotton), 2575 nucleotides long. RefSeq names its product exocyst complex component EXO70B1. Gene Ontology annotation, molecular function: phosphatidylinositol-4,5-bisphosphate binding. Bases 384 to 2339 code for a protein of 651 amino acids. Gene Ontology annotation, biological process: exocytosis. Lineage: Eukaryota; Viridiplantae; Streptophyta; Magnoliopsida; Malvales; Malvaceae. Gene Ontology annotation, cellular component: exocyst. The transcript has a single exon. The record is from RefSeq and is a predicted model, not a curated record.
AACCCUUAUGCUUUGUCUUCUUACACAGUAUCUAAUUUGUAAUAAAUUCUCGGGCAAAGCGCCCAUAAAACAUCCUCUGACGUUACGUUACUUUUCUCUUCAGCAUCGUAUUUCCUUUCCCUAACCGGCCGGCAUAGACUAGUUUCAACUUCCCUGCAUAAUCUUCUUCUUCACUUCCCCUUCUUACAACAACCCCAACAAAGAACACAGGGGGGCGAAUUCCUCGUAGAACCCAAACCCUGAAAAUGCUUGUUCCCACUUCACCUCAACCCUAAACCGCUCCCCCCUCCCCAAAUCCCCAAAUCGUAUCAUUACUUCUUAGAAAAAGGCUCAAGGAAAGAAACCGGAGAAUUGGUCUGAGCAGAGUGUCAAAAGCAUCGACUAUGACGACGACUACGACCAACCUUGGAGCGGGCAGCGAGGACCGGGUCAUGGCGACGGCUCAGCAGAUCUUGAAGAGUCUCAACACUCCGAAAGAGGUUCGUGAAGACAUGCUGUUGAUCUUCUCCAGCUUUGAUAACCGCUUGUCUAACAUCACUGAUUUAAUCAACGAAAACUCGGAUAGCGCUGGCGUCCGCUUCGACGCUGCCGAGAAAGUGAUUCUCCAGUGGGACUCUUCCUCUUCCUCCUCCAACGCUGAUGCUUCUCGCCACUCUCUCCCCUGGGAAGACUCUCCCGAUGAAGCCGCCGAGUACCUCUCUGCGGUCGACGAAAUCCUUCAUUUGGUUGCUGAUAUGUCCAUCCGGUCCGAUAACAAAAUCAUGGACCGGGCGGAGACGGCUAUUCAGAUGGCUAUGUCGAGGCUGGAAGACGAGUUUCGCCUUGUUUUGAUUAGGAACACAGUCCCGCUUGAUUCGGAGAGGCUUUACGGUUCGAUCCGGAGGGUUUCCCUUUCAUUCGCAGCGAACGACGGGGAAAUUGGUGAAGAAUUCGAGAGUUUCGCAGAGGUUGAUAGCGAAAGAGGGUGCUUUCACGAGCGAGGACCGAGUUUCGGCGAUGAUUUAUGCGUGGUUUUGAUAAACCCUGAUGCUGUUAUGGAAUUGAAAGAGAUUGCUGACCGGAUGAUCAAUGCCGGGUACGAAAAAGAGUGCGUUCAAGCUUAUAGUAAUGUUAGGCGUGAUGCUUUGGAUGAGUGUUUGGUGAUUCUCGGAGUUGAGAAGUUAAGUAUUGAGGAAGUUCAAAAGAUUGAAUGGAAAGCUUUGGAUGAAAAGAUGAAGAAAUGGAUUCAGGCUGUUAAGAUUACUGUUAGGGUUCUUUUGAAUGGGGAAAAGAGGCUUUGUGAUCAAAUUUUCAAUGGAUCGAAUUCAAUUAAAGAGAUUUGUUUUAAUGAAACCGCGAAAGGGUGUGUAAUGCAGUUGUUGAAUUUCGGGGAAGCAGUGGCUAUUGGGAAAAGAUCAUCUGAGAAGCUGUUUAGGAUCCUGGAUAUGUAUGAUGUGUUAGCAGAUGCAUUGCUCGAGUUCGAGAUGAUGUUCAUGGAUGAAUAUAUGUGUACAGAGGCGAAGGGAGUGUUGGCUGGAUUAGGGGAUGCGGCGAAAGGGACAUUUUUGGAGUUUGAGAAUGCUGUGAAGAAUGAGGCUUCAAAAAAACCUAUGCAGAACGGGGAGAUUCAUCCGCUUACUCGUUAUGUGAUGAACUAUGUGAAACUGCUUGUAGAUUAUAGUGAGACUUUGAAUUCCUUAUUGGAGAAUGACGAGGAUGAAGCGGACGGAUUGAAGAGUGAAGACGGUGAGCUAGAGAUGAUGACUCCUUUUGCGAAACGGUUGCUGUUGUUGAUAUCCUCUUUGGAAUCAAAUCUUGAGGAGAAAUCAAAACUAUACGAGGAUGGUGCAUUACAUUGUAUCUUUCUGAUGAAUAAUAAUCUAUAUAUAGUGCAAAAGGUGAAGGAUUCGGAGCUAAGAAAGCUUUUGGGAGACAACUGGGUUCGUAAGCGGCGUGGCUCAAUACGCCAGUAUGCAACAAGUUAUCUGAGGACUUGUUGGACCAAAGCUUUACAUUGUUUGAAAGAUGAAGGAAUUGGUGGUAGCUCGAACAAUGCCUCCAAGGUAGCCUUGAAGGAAAGAUUUAAGAGCUUCAAUGCAUGUUUUGAGGACAUAUAUAGGGUUCAGACAGGUUGGAAGGUCCCAGAUCCUCAACUUCGUGAAGAGCUUCGAAUUUCCAUAUCAGAGAAAGUAAUUCCAGCUUAUCGCUCCUUCAUGGGGAGGUUCGGGAGUCAGCUAGAGAGUGGAAGGCAUGCUGGAAAAUACAUUAAGUAUACACCAGAGGAUUUAGAAAACUAUCUAUUGGAUUUGUUUGAAGGCUCACCUCUUGUUCUUCACCAUAUGAGAAGAAAGAGUACAUAGGAUACAAAGUUUCUCAAUGCAGGUAUGACCCUUCCGCUCAUCGAGGACUAAUCAGAGCAAGAGUUUUACCUAUAUAUGUAUUUUUUUUUAAUCAGUUUGAUGUUUUAAACACAGGUUUUGUGAAAGCUACUUGUCACCCCUUUACAAACUGUAUCUGUACAUGUUUAUAGUUUAUGUGUGGAUUUUCUUGUGGUUCAUAUAUUUUAUUUCAUGAAUCACCAUUACCAUUGUGGCAA